Acomys russatus (golden spiny mouse) is the source of this 833-nucleotide messenger RNA. It is a transcript of the gene Marcol, whose product is annotated as MARCO like. The transcript is spliced from 2 exons. Lineage: Eukaryota; Metazoa; Chordata; Mammalia; Rodentia; Muridae. Bases 78 to 833 code for a protein of 251 amino acids. The record is from RefSeq and is a predicted model, not a curated record.
GGUUUAUUCAGAAAGGAACAACAGAAGAGUUACACUGAAGCUACCCAACAGCCAAGUCUGAAUCUACUGCCUCCAUUAUGGGGGCCUUAAUGUUCCUUCCCUUCAUGUUCCUGACUGUGUUCUCAGUGUCCUCUAAACAGAUUCCACAACCAAGUAUCUUCAAGCUAGAAGAGAAUAAAAAACCUGUACUUAUAUUAGAAACAAAAAAUGAAGCUAGUCCUGGGGGAGAGAAAGAAUCUGACAAGCAGGAACAUAGCCUUACACAAGGAAAACCAGGAAUGCUAAUCCUGCAAGGACAGCCAGGAUACUCCAACCAGCCAGGGAAACCAAUAGGUGUUCAUCAACAAGGGAGGCCAGAAGGUUUGAACCAGCCUGGGAUGCCCAGUGCUUGGAUUUUGCAAGGACAGCUAGAAGAAGCAAACCAAAAGGGGACUGCACAUGCUUCUAACAAGCAAGGAGAAUCAGGGUCCCCUAGUCAGCAAGGAAAGCCAGGAUCUCCUGGCCAAAAUGGGAAGCCGUUGCCACCUAAGGACAAAAACAAGCCAGGGUCUCUUAGCCAAAAUGGGGAGCCAACAUCACCUAGCAAUAAAGGCAAGCCAGGCUCUUCUGACCAAGGUGUUUUAGAAUCUUCUAGCCAACAAGGGAAACCAGGAUCCCCUAGCCAAGAAGAGACACCAGGGUCCUCUAGCCAACAAGGGAAACCAGGGUCCUCUAACCAACAAAGGAAACCAAGAUCUUUGUAUAAACAAGAAGAAAGAAAAAAUGUAGACAACCCUUCAAAGGAGGAUACAAUGGGGAUUCGGGUUAGUAUGGCUGUCUGUUUUAUUCUUUAA